GUUAUUCUUGUUAACUGCCCAAGAAGAGAGUAUCCCCUUCAAAAAAUCAAUAGAAUGGAAAUGGAAGUAAAUAAGAUUAUGCCCUAUGAUGCAUCCGUGCUCAAGGUAAACUUUUCACUGCCCGAAAUCAAUAAAAAUGCAUCAAACUUAUCACAAAACUCCAGUGUGACGGGUUACUAUGAAGUCGCUUGGGCUCUGAAGGCCUUAACGCUAACGGACUUGACCACCUUGGCUGGAGAUGAUACUGCCUCCAAUGUGAGGCGGCUUUGUGUGCGGGCAAGUUUGCCCUUUGAACCUCAACUUCUUGAGAAAUCUAUUGAGGAUAGUUUGCUGUCAGAUAUUCAUUGUGCUGCUGUUUGCGUCUAUCCCGCCCGUGUGGCAGAUGCGUAUCAGGCGCUAAAGCAGUAUGGCAAAUUGAAUGACAUAUCAAUAGCUGCAGUGGCCACUGGUUUCCCUACCGGCCAAUAUAGUUUGAAGUCGCGUCUGGAGGAAAUAAGCUACGCUAUUGAAUCUGGUGCUACUGAGAUUGAUAUCGUUAUCAAUCGACAGCUGGCACUGGUAGGCGACUGGGAAGGCGUGUACAAUGAGGUAGUCCAGAUGCGGAAGGCCUGUGGCAAUCGUGCACAUUUAAAGACCAUCUUGGCCAUUGGUGAACUAGGCUCCAUGGAAAAUGUAUACAAAGCAUCGAUGGUGUGCAUGCUGGCGGGAGCGGAUUUCAUCAAGACAUCCACUGGCAAAGAGGCGGUGAAUGCUACACUGCCUGUUGGUCUAGUCAUGAUAUAUGCCAUUCAGAAAUUCAAGCGUCUCACUGGUCAAAUUGUCGGCCUGAAGCCAGCGGGCGGUGUGAGAACUGUGCGAGACGCAAUCGCCUGGAUGACGCUAAUCAAAAAUACUCUUGGCAUGAACUGGCUGAAGCCCGAACUAUUCCGAUUCGGCGCUUCAGGCCUGCUCGAUGAUAUUGAAAAAGUUGUACGUGAAGGCAUCGCUAAGCACGUAUAAACUGAUUUAGGAGACUCUGAUUG
This is a messenger RNA of Drosophila hydei, 1022 nucleotides long. RefSeq names its product deoxyribose-phosphate aldolase (gene Dera). NCBI's taxonomy places the organism in Eukaryota, Metazoa, Arthropoda, Insecta, Diptera, Drosophilidae. Gene Ontology annotation, molecular function: deoxyribose-phosphate aldolase activity. Gene Ontology annotation, biological process: deoxyribonucleotide catabolic process; carbohydrate catabolic process. The coding region runs from base 55 to 999 and encodes 314 amino acids. Gene Ontology annotation, cellular component: cytoplasm. The record is from RefSeq and is a predicted model, not a curated record. The transcript is spliced from 3 exons.